This is a messenger RNA of Austrofundulus limnaeus, 1203 nucleotides long. RefSeq names its product tumor necrosis factor ligand superfamily member 13B. NCBI's taxonomy places the organism in Eukaryota, Metazoa, Chordata, Actinopteri, Cyprinodontiformes, Rivulidae. The record is from RefSeq and is a predicted model, not a curated record. The transcript has 6 exons. Gene Ontology annotation, biological process: immune response; positive regulation of B cell proliferation. Gene Ontology annotation, molecular function: receptor ligand activity; tumor necrosis factor receptor binding. The coding region runs from base 188 to 895 and encodes 235 amino acids. Gene Ontology annotation, cellular component: membrane.
CUGUGGCUUCAGCACUUUAAAUGAGUUCCAUCUUGAGAGGCAGCGAGGGGACAGUUCCUCAUUUAGAAACGAAUUUUGAAACUGCAGAUUUCCGGUCUAUUCCUCAUGAGUGUGUCUGACCUCGCCCUUUUUUUUUUUUUUUUUUUUUGAGACUCUUGGGAAAUAUCCAAGUCUGUAAACCUUUACUAUGCUUUACAAUACCUUUUUAGCAUCGCUAUCCAUUUUUAUGUUUUGCUUGAGCCUUCUUCUGCUACACAGAGUUAGUGUUUUAGAAAGUGAUUUUCAUAACCUCCAAGGAGACGUAAUUCAACCAUUAAAUCGGCAUCUUUCUGAGGGCGACGAUGGAAAAAUGGCCAAGAUGUGUCAAACGAGGGAGGACACGAAGCCAAGUGUUUUCCAAAGAGCUCAGUGUUCUCUGAAGAUCUCUUCUAGGAGAGUAAAGAGGGAACCGAGCAGCUGCAGAGCUCCGAUAUCUUUCCUGCAGUUAAAAGCUAACACAAACAAACAGCCAGAGAGAAGAGGAAAUCUAACCGUGAUCCCCUGGACUGUUUCUGUGCAGCGAGGAAAUGCGAUUUCACAAAGGGAAAACAGGGUUGUUGUCCAAGAAGAUGGUUAUUACUUGGUGUUUGGACAAGUUCUAUUUGAAAGCCGGGGCGAAGUUAUGGGUCAUGUCAUUCAAAGCUGGCGCUCCACCGAGGCUGGCAGGAGAUCAGCAGAGCUCUUGCGCUGCCUGCAGGAUACGUCUGAUGAGGCUUAUCACAACACGUGCUACACUACAGGCAUUGUGCACUUGCUUCAGGAUGAUGAACUGGAACUCGUGGUCACAAACCGACCUUYGGCUCUGAUCUCCAUGGAGCCUGACGCAACACAUUUUGGUGUCAUACAGCUCAACUGAAACAAACGCGUGUGAAGAUGAUAAGUGUUACAGUGYCGAUGCAGGAAAUGGCUGACUGACACACAGCUGUGUGAGUGGACGCUGAUAAAGAGUUAGAAGGAAAACCAAUAGAAUCUGAUAUUGAUGCCAUUAAUGUACCGUACCUAUUUGUUUUAAAUUGUCAGUUUUUAAUUUAACCUUAAAAAUUAACUGUUCAAAUAACUGCCCGCUCCCCACCAGUUGUGUUUCCUGCUGUUUCUUUUGUUUACCACCAAGUCCUUUCAUCGGUCUUUUUUUAACUCGUCUCUUUUUAUCUCCCCACGGCUUCC